Messenger RNA from Cyclopterus lumpus (lumpfish), 2624 nucleotides. RefSeq names its product WD repeat domain 63 (gene dnai3). The record is from RefSeq and is a predicted model, not a curated record. Gene Ontology annotation, molecular function: dynein light chain binding; dynein heavy chain binding. NCBI's taxonomy places the organism in Eukaryota, Metazoa, Chordata, Actinopteri, Perciformes, Cyclopteridae. The transcript has 21 exons. Gene Ontology annotation, biological process: inner dynein arm assembly; cilium movement involved in cell motility. Gene Ontology annotation, cellular component: inner dynein arm.
AUGCCACCCAAGAGACCAAAAAGUGCAACAAGCAGUGCAGGCAAGAAGGGGAAAGCUAAAGGUCAUCCCGAUGACAUCUUCCCCAUGGUCCUGACAUCAGCCACCCAGGAGCUCUUUGGUUGCCUCGCUGAUGAGGAUGUCACAGAGGAGAGCCCUCACAAGCUGCUGAAAAAAGACGACAUAAUACAGGACUUUAAGACAAGAGCCGCGGUGUCCGAUUUCAGCCCUGUGAAGCAGAUUGUGCUGGACUACCCGGACGCAGAGCUCUUGCUGGUUUUUGACAGGGACUUCACCUAUGGCCAGAGCUUCUACCUGGUCCUGACACCAGAAGCUAAGGAACGAAUCUUAAACGUUCUGCAAUCACCAGAGCCUGAGACACAAGAAGUGUUUGAGGAUGAAGUCAUUAAAACCCCAGAACCAAAGCCAUGGAUAUCUCUCGGCAGUGAGCAGGAAAUAGAUGACGAAUCUGUCAGAGAGACCAGAGAAAAGCUGCGUUACAAGUUCUCCAAAGUGAGGAGGAAGUUUGGAUUACCAGUCUGUUUUUCUGACCGCAACACUGCGGAUGCUAAGGAUGGCUACCUAGAGUGUGCUUCAUACCAAGACAGCAGAUUCAGCAUCAAUCAGAUGCAGAGGGACUGCGGGAUUCAGGCUGUUUCCAGACUUCAGAGCAGCAGUGCUCAGACACAGUGGAAGUUGCCGAGGAAUAUCUUUACCCAGUGCACGCCAAGAGAGUUAAGUUAUGAAGAAAAAGAGAACAUCCUCCAGUCUGAGAAUUUGAAGAAUUUUUGCAACUCAGUGACCCCAAGAACUUUGCAAUCCCUUCAGCAGGAACAAAUCAUGAAUGUGUUCUUUGAUGACUGGAAGGCUCUGGGGACAACAGCUAAAGACUGGUCUGGGAAGGUUUCCGAAGGUUUGAUGAUUUAUCAGUUCUUCACCAACCAGAACUACACGAAGGACAAGAAAAUCAGCAGCGUUCAUUGGCACCCAACCUUCUACGGCGUGAUAGCUGUGGCUUUGACAGAAAAAAAGGAGAAGCCUUUGAACGAGUCCACAACGCACGUCUUCAAAGCUUCUCUCAUUCUCUUCUAUAGCUUCUCCGACCCCUCUAAUCCUCAGUUGCUGCUGGAGAGCCCAGAUGACAUUUCUGCCUUUGAGUUUUGCCCCUCUGAUCCAAAUAUUAUCGUUGGCGGCUGCAUAAAUGGCCAGGUCGUGCUGUGGGACAUUUCUGCUCACGUCACGCACUUACAGGGAACACAGCCUGGUAAAAAUGUUUCUGUCAUCACUGACACUUUGACCUUCCACCAGGACCGCGAUGACAACAAAGAGAAUAAGACUCCUGUUGUGCACUUCUGUGCAAUGUCUGCCUUUGAGAGCAGAUACAAAGCACCAAUUACUGAUGUCCAGUGGCUGCCACCAACAUUUGAGGUGACCAGGACGGGCUUACCAGUGCAGAACAAGUACAACAUUUCUACACAGGUUGUCACCUGCUCCCCGGACUGUGCUAUAAUGUUCUGGGAUGUGCGAGUGUCAAAAGUGAGCCAGUCAGCGUCAGACAGUAAGCAGAAUGUGGUUCCGAAGACACCCUACAGUGUCCCCGACACUUUCAAACACCUGGGCCACACGUGGAAGCCUCUGUUCAAGGUUUCUCUGCCAAAGAUUGAUAUCAGUGGCGAAUAUGUUCCUCUGAAAUUCAGCCUGGAACAUUUCACCUAAGCAGCUAAUGAAAAUGAUGAUAGCUCAGAGGUCAUCCCAGCCUACAGCCAGCUCACAGUGCCCUCAGCUAAAACACUCAGUACUCUGGAAGAAGUCAAUACCAAACUCUUUAUUGGAACAGAGGACGGGGAGAUUAUUUACACUGACUGGAGACUGGUGAAGGACGUCUCUGAGCGGCUGCACAGUGCUAAGCCCCUCCACUGUUUUAGCAUCCAUGAGAAGGUGAAUUCGAUGCAGCGGUCGCCCUUCUUCAACGACAUUAUUUUGACGACAGGAAGCUGGAACUUUGCCAUCUGGAAGGAGGGAGUCAUGGACGGCCCCAUCAUCCUGUCACCAAUCUCAGAGCAGGAGUUCACUGUGGGAUGCUGGUCCCUGUCCCGACCAGCUAUUUUCUUCAUCGGGAAAGUAGAUGGCAGCAUUGAAGUGUGGAACCUGCUGGAAAAGAUUACUGAACCUGCGCAGGUCAACGCACACGUCACCAAUGCCAAGAUUACCUGCAUCAAACCCUGGAUAGCCUCCUCCAAGCAGCACUUCCUGGCUGUGACUGAUGACCUUGGAAUGCUCCGUGUUUUUGAAAUCCCAAAGUUACUCUAUGUUCCCUUCAAGAAUGAGAGUUUGAGGUUCAAGAAAUACCUUGAGGUGGAGGAAGAGAGGUUGAAGGAUCUUUUGAAGAGUGAUGAACUGUGGGCAAAACCGGAGGAGGAAGCUGAACAACUCACAAAGAAGAUGAAAUCUGACAAGCCGUUGAAAUCCCUUGUGGAGGAUGAAGAGGAGUGUAAAAAUCACCGGAUUCUGCAAGAAAGCAUCCUGAAGGACACACAAGAUGCCUGAAUCACACACAUCCACCACACAUCUGCAUUGUUCACUUUUCUAUUUAUUUAUACAUUUGAUAGCCUCCACUGUUUUUUUAA